AUGGCUACAGAACGGUUCAUAGUACUGUUGGCAUUUGGAUUGGUGGUAAUAGCAGAAGUACAAAGUUCUCCGUUGUUAGAAAACCAUUCCAGUGCCGGUACAGACGUUGAAACGGGAAGACAGCGAGGUCCGUUCCAUUUUGGAGUUUAUCCAUUCGGAUGGGGCUGGGGUAUUGCUGCAUUUGUGAUAGCGAUCGUGAAAGGUGCAUUUUGGCUCGGUAUCAUCAUGAUUUGGGCGUUCUUCAAAGGUUUCCCAGCUAAACAUGGAUGUGCACCGAUUAUACUGCGUGAGUCCGCACCGUACUAUCACGACCAUCAUCACGAUCAUCACGAGGAAAUCAUUUGGGACAAACCACCGCACAGACGUUCGAUCCGGCAAGCGACCCAGCCGGGGGAAGAAUCAGACCUUCUUCUAACCGACAUGAUAACGGAUCUGGCAUUCAGUUUUCUCGGAGUCCAUACGACGGAUUGUCGUAAGCGGUUCGUGUGUGAGGUGGACGUAAGAGCAAAGAGUGAUUAUCUGCUAAAGCUUGGUACGCGUAUGCUUGGCGUGGAUAUCUUCCGGAAGUAUCGAUCAGCGGAUGAUGUUUCGGCCGAAAGUAUCGAACAGUGUGCUGCGCUGUACGGGAAGUGUAAAGCACAAGGGAGUUCAAUUACGAUGAACGUUUUCGACGGUCAAAUGCAAGGGUCGAUCGAUGAUUACGAUGAGGCUGUGGCCGAUCAGGAACAAAAGUGAUAGGGAAACGAAACGAAGGGUUGUUGAAGGAUAUUUAAUAAGAUUUAUUUAUUAUAGGAUUACGAAAUAAACAUGUUUUAAAUUAUAUUUU
Anopheles funestus (African malaria mosquito) is the source of this 826-nucleotide messenger RNA. RefSeq lists its product as uncharacterized. The record is from RefSeq and is a predicted model, not a curated record. The transcript is spliced from 2 exons. The coding region runs from base 1 to 735 and encodes 244 amino acids. Lineage: Eukaryota; Metazoa; Arthropoda; Insecta; Diptera; Culicidae.